AAUAUUUGCGACAGUAGUUGGAAUUUCUUGACACGACUUUCAACGAAUCAUUCGGAAUCAUUCGAAGAGUGUAAUUUUAUGUGAACGGUUGUUAGAAUUAAUAUGUGCGGCAAUGUUUAAGUUCUUAUUUAAAUGAAAUAUUUCUAUCAGUUGUCGCAUUUGUAACUACCUCUAACUUGAGUCUGACGUGCAUUGAAAAUAGUGAAAUUGACUCCACAUAUUGAAUGCUUUCUUGCUACCUAGUAAUUUAUACACUCGUGACGUUCAGGUUGUGUCCCACCACCAUCUCUUACUUCUACGCAUAGACUUGCGUUGCGAAGUAGAUCGCAAUACGCUUCUGCUUGCCCCACAUACAACAGCAUCGUCGCCAAUAUCUUAAAUAUCUUUAAACUUACUUACAAAGUUUUAUCUUCGCAGCUUAACAGCAUUAUUGUGUAUUUGAUACUUUUGGCGAGUGUUGUUUUGUUAGUAGUAACGUGAGUGGACAACAGCCUCAAACUGGCGGAGAGGAAGGUGACAUUGACACUAUGCCAGACAUCUGUGCUAAAAGUCUACUACGCUGUCAUUGAAGAUGUAAUCACCAAUGUGCGUGACGCCUUUCUCGACGAGGGUGUCGACGAACAGGUUCUACAGGAAAUGAAACAAAAUUGGCGGUCGAAAUUGAUGGCGAGCAAAGCGGUGGAAAUCAAUACUGAACCACAAGAGUCACAACCACCACCUAUUGUAGCCAACAAUCCAAAGGCUGCUGUUGCCAAAGCUAAAAAAGCAGCCGCUGCAGCUGCUGCUGCUGCCGCCCAACAAAAUAGUAAUAACAAUGCAUCGAGUAGUGGCAUCGGAGCUGGAGCUUCGAACGCCUCUAUCGAUAUGAAGCCAAAUAUUUCACAACUACAAACGAAUGUGACAAAUGGUGGUGGUACUCUAACGACGACCACUGGUGGCUCUGGUGGCCCCACAACAUCAGCCGCAGCCAACAGCGCGGCCGCAAUGAAUGGUGCUGUCAAGCAGGAAAUAUUAAAGUCAGCAACUGCACAGAGUGGCUCAGCGGCCAAUAACUUACAGAAAUCGAAUGUGAUUGGCGGUUCGUCGCAAGCGACAGGGCCUGUGGCAUCAUCGUCGGGCCUUGGUGGUGCUGCUAGUAACUCACAACAACAAUCUGCAAAUUCAACAAUACCGAUCGUUGCCACACUUGAUCCAAAUCGUAUUAUGCCUGUAAAUAUCACAUUACCUGCUCAAACUGGCUCCAUGAGUACGGAAUCUCGCGUGCUCACCAUACAUGUUCCAGCUUCGGCGCUACAAGAUAAUCAGCUGACACAGAUAUUGACCGCGCACUUAAUUUCGUCCAUAAUGUCGCUGCCAACCACAUUGGCCUCCUCUGUGCUGCAGCAGCACGUGAAUGCGGCGCUCAUAAAUAGCAAUAUGCAGAAAAGCUUUAAUGCAACAAAACAGCUAGAUGGCGCAGUAGACACUUCGGACGAAGAUGAAAGUGAAGAGAGUGAUGACAAUAUGGACAAUGAUGAUGAUGAUGAUCUAGAUAAGGACGAUGAUGAGGAUGCUGAGAAUGAUGGUGGUGCUGAAGAAGAGCCCCUUAACAGCGAUGACGAUGUGACCGACGAGGACGCCAGUGAUGUAUUCGAAACGGACAAUGUUAUCGUUUGUCAGUAUGAUAAGAUUACACGUUCACGCAACAAAUGGAAAUUUUAUCUUAAGGAUGGUAUUAUGAAUAUUGGUGGAAAGGAUUACGUUUUCCAAAAGUCCAAUGGAGAUGCCGAGUGGUAAAAACAGCACCAGUGCCGAUAUAUUUCUUAGAAAUAUCUUCGUUACAAUCCCAAUUUUGUUUCUACAUAAAAUGCGUAGAAGCUAUUUGUACGUGCUAAAAGACAACAAUGAUAAAGUUUCAUCUUAAUUUUCUUUAUUCGUGCUAUGUAUUGUAAUAGUACGAUUAUUUCUGUUUCCUGCAGUUUAAUAGUAAAUGCGCUGGUUAACAGAUUUUCGCCAUAUGCAAGUAAUCAUGAACAUCCACAUUCUUGUAUUUACCUUUAUUUUCAAUGCCUGACAUUUUGAUCGGCAACCAAUCAACGAGAACAAAAAAAGGGGUUCAUGCGUGCAUUUGGCUUGAGCUAAACCUCCAGUUUAAAAACACUUUGUCCCUUGCCAAACAUACUUCUAAACACAUACAUACAUAUGCAUACAAAUAGCUAUAAACAUUAUUUACAUAUUUUUGGUGCAUUGGUAGAAUACCUGAUUGCGAAUUGAAGAAAGUGAAAGUGCAUUGAUUACAACUGCAAAAGCAGCAUAAAUAUUUUUUACAAAAGAUAUGUUAUAAAAUGCCAAAACAAAAAAUGUUAGAAAGAAAACACAUUUAUACACAAAAACUCUAAUUAUUACAAAAAAGCGGACACACACAUUAUAUUUAAACUGGUCCAAGAAGAAGACGAAAAAAAACAAAACAAAAAAAACUGAGCACAGUUAUUGUGUUGUAUUAUAUUAACUAAAAAUAUUCUAGUGUACAUUAUUAUUUAAUAAAAAUUUUAAAUUCAAUUAUGUAACAUA
Messenger RNA from Anastrepha ludens (Mexican fruit fly), 2550 nucleotides. RefSeq names its product transcription initiation factor IIA subunit 1 (gene TfIIA-L). The transcript has 6 exons. The record is from RefSeq and is a predicted model, not a curated record. Gene Ontology annotation, biological process: transcription initiation at RNA polymerase II promoter; transcription by RNA polymerase II. Gene Ontology annotation, cellular component: transcription factor TFIIA complex. Bases 637 to 1776 code for a protein of 379 amino acids. Lineage: Eukaryota; Metazoa; Arthropoda; Insecta; Diptera; Tephritidae.